GAUAGGACGGCAGAGCAAUCAGCGCUAGCGCCACUUCGGCAGUGCCAUCUCGACAGCGACGGCGAGCGACUUUUUUUUCUUUUCGUAUUUGGAAUCUUUGAAGUUGUUUGUGAUAGUGAUAGGAUCAACAAAAACUCAAAGAACAAAAUGCAUAAUUUUAAAAACAAGGUAGUGUUGAUCACUGGCGGGGCCUCCGGCGUCGGUUCAGGAGUUGUAAGGCAACUGAUGGAUGAAGAAGUGAAGCAUGUAGCCAUCCUCGACAUAGCCAAAGAAGCAGGUGAAGUUUUCCAAGGCGAAUUGAACGCGAAGUACGGACCCGACAAAGUUACGUUCCAUUUCUGUGACGUCACUGAUGAAGAAGUAUUCCUGGGGAUCAUGGCCGAGGUCAAGAACAAGCAUGGCCACGUCGACUUGCUUAUCAACAAUGCUGCUAUCAUGAAUGACAGCUGGCAGACGUAUAAGAAGGAAAUAUCUCUCAAUGUGAUGGCCCUAGUAACCAAUUCUCUUAGAGCCCUAGAAAUGAUGCGCCUCGAUGAGGGGGGUAAUGGCGGCACAAUCAUCAACAUCUCGUCUGUGGUCGCUUUGUGCCAGCAGCCAACGCUGCCCGUCUACUGGGCUACCAAAAGCGCGGUCCUGCAAUUCAGCAACUGCCUUGGAAUGGAGGAGCAUUAUAGCAGGUCAGGCGUACGGGUCAUUACUGUAUGUCUAGGCGUUACCGAUACGGGGCUACUCAAGCCGCAGAAGACAGGCCGCUUUGACAAAUACUUCGACGCGCAAUAUGAGGAGUUAUUUCCCGUUAUGAAAUUACAGAAAAUGGAAUCAGCAGCCAAAGGAAUUAUAGAAGCCUACAAACACGGAGUGAGCGGCAGUACCUGGUUAGCCACACGAGACGAGCCCGUCAAAGAUAUCACCGCAGAUAUUAGGAAGGCGUAUGACAUACUUGCUGUACAUGCAGCACACGAGAUAUUAUAAUUUAUUACUAAGUAUAUCCUAGAGGCCAGAAUUAGAUUUAUGAGGGAAUAGUUCGACCCGUGCCGCUAUGAUCCGAAUAGCAGACCAGUUUUAGGCAUCUGCAUCUGCAGCAAUAGCUUAUUUUCGAUUUUGUAUUCAGAUACCAAGCAGCCUGUAUACGACAUUUUUGUAGAUUUUUUUCAAUCUUAUUGCAUUAAAAUGUUUUGUGUUUGUGAUUCUUUGUUAUUUUGCUGGAUAUGACGUAAAAUAUACGUUAGAGAUACGAGAUCACACAUUAGGUAGGCAUUUGAUAAAUAAGUAAUAAGUAGGUAUAUUAUGAAUAUUAUGAUGGUAAUCUUGAUGAUGUGCAAAAAUAUAAGCAAGUAAACAGGCAACCUAUUUUGCUUGAGGGAAAAGCAAUUUUUUUUGUACAUACUUACACGAAAUUCAUGAUUAAGUAUUAUGCUUCUACUUUGAAACGUUUAUAAAUUACGAAAUAUUAAUCUUCAAAUUUGAUCAAGAAUACGCUGUUAAAAUUAUUCGGUUUACUCAUGUUACAGCGUGGCCUUUAAGAUUUGAAAAGUUCCCUUGAUUUCUCCAGGAUACCAUCAUAAGACCUGAGUUGUGAUAAAAAUGGAACCACAACCUAUAUCCAUAUGCCGGGAAUUUUAUUUACGUAUCAUACCGGAACCUUGUAUCAUACCAAGGACCUUCAACCAUGGUUGAUGAGAGCUUUCAAUGAAAUACGUAUUUUGCAUAUUUAUUCAUAUCACAGAGUUCACUGUACAAAACUGUCAUAUUGUCAUAUAAUUAAUUACACAUCAUAAAAUACUGUUA
Messenger RNA from Leguminivora glycinivorella, 1788 nucleotides. RefSeq names its product 15-hydroxyprostaglandin dehydrogenase [NAD(+)]-like. Lineage: Eukaryota; Metazoa; Arthropoda; Insecta; Lepidoptera; Tortricidae. Gene Ontology annotation, cellular component: cytoplasm. The coding region runs from base 148 to 972 and encodes 274 amino acids. The transcript has 5 exons. The record is from RefSeq and is a predicted model, not a curated record. Gene Ontology annotation, molecular function: oxidoreductase activity, acting on the CH-OH group of donors, NAD or NADP as acceptor.